Messenger RNA from Meloidogyne enterolobii, 746 nucleotides. The record is from the annotation of a GenBank genome assembly. Lineage: Eukaryota; Metazoa; Nematoda; Chromadorea; Rhabditida; Meloidogynidae.
GUGGCAAAAAAAGUUGACAAAACGACAUUUAAAACUAAAAAUGACAAAAGAUCCCAAUUUAAUUUUUCUCUGCUGUCUCUCUCAAUUUCCCACACUCUCUCGUACUAAAAUUAAAAAAAUUAAAUUUCUUAAAAAUUUUUUUCAAUUCUUCAAAUAUUUCAGUUAAGGAUGCAACAACUCUAUCAAGACGUUUUAAAAGCUAUAUUAAUUUUGGAUCAAGACGGAAAACGUAUUUUGGGCAAAUAUUAUGACAAGCAAAUACUUGCCACAGAAAAGGAGCAAUCUGCUUUUGAAAAAAAUCUUUUUCAAAAAACACACAAGGCUAACGCAGAAAUAAUUCUUUUUGACGGCUUUAUUUGUGUUUAUCGUUCAAAUGUCGAUUUAUUCUUUUAUGUUAUUGGAAGUUGUAAUGAAAAUGAAUUAAUUUUGCAAAGCGUUUUGAAUUGUUUCUACGAGGAUUUUUACAAGAAUGCUAGCAGCUUGGAUGAGUCUAAAAGUGUACAACAACAAAAACAGAGGAAGCAGACCAAAAACAAAAUUGAAAGACGAAUUUCGAAGGGGCGUAGAAUUCGUUAUGUGGAGAUUGAAAAAUUGGUCAAUUUUUUCCCUGCUGUGCCUGAACGGAUUCCUUGGUCACAUGAACGGAGGGACGAGUUAUUCAAGUCUUUAUUUGUUUAAAUUUUUUAAAAUAAGGCAAACCUCGUUUUUAGAUACUCCCAAUAUUGGGUACAUCAACCCCCACUAUA